Molecule: messenger RNA, 1454 nt
Organism: Leucoraja erinaceus (little skate)
Lineage: Eukaryota; Metazoa; Chordata; Chondrichthyes; Rajiformes; Rajidae
Gene: calb2a
Product: calbindin 2a
Exons: 12
Coding region: 54-860 (268 amino acids)
Biological process (GO): regulation of presynaptic cytosolic calcium ion concentration; regulation of long-term synaptic potentiation
Cellular component (GO): synapse; nucleus; cytosol
Molecular function (GO): calcium ion binding
Source: RefSeq, a predicted model, not a curated record
AAGGAUGCGCUCGGGCAGCGGCAGUUCCAAACGGGUCCGGGCUUGUACACACGAUGGCCGAGAGGCAGCUCCCACCUUACCUGAACCUGGCCGAACUCACCGCCUCCCAGUUCCUGGAAGUCUGGAAACAUUACGAUGCAGACGGUAACGGGUACAUUGAGGGCAAGGAACUGGAGAAUUUCAUCCGAGAACUGCAGCGAGUGAGGAAAGGCGCCGGCGUGGAAAUACAGAUGAGGGAAUUUAUGGAAAAAUACGACAAGAAUGCGGAUGGGAGGAUUGAGAUGGCAGAGCUUGCCCAGAUUCUCCCAACAGAAGAGAACUUCUUGCUGUGCUUCCGGCAGUGUGUACGAUCCAGCGGAGAGUUCAUGGAGACCUGGCGGAAAUACGAUUCAGACUGUAGCGGGUACAUCGAAGCAAAUGAACUGAAGAGCUUCCUGGCGGACCUCUUGAAGAAAGCAAACAGGCACUACGACGACAAGAAGCUGCAGGAAUACACACAAACGAUACUGAAAAUGUUUGAUGCAAAUGGCGAUGGGAAACUGGGUCUUUCAGAGAUGGCACGUUUAUUGCCUGUUCAUGAAAAUUUUUUGCUAAAGUUUCAGGAUGACAGAGGAUCAAAGGGCAUGAAACUGAAUGCAGAGGAGUUCAAUGCAAUAUUCACAUUUUAUGACAGGGAUGGAAACGGUUACAUCGACAGUCAUGAGCUAGAUGCAUUACUGAGAGAUUUGUAUGAGAGAAAUAAAAAGGAGAUGGAUAUUAAGAAAGUAACUGCAUACAAGAAAAAUAUCUUGUCCCUGUCGCAUGGGGGCAAACUAUAUCGGCGGGAGCUGGAGAUGAUCCUGUGCACGGAGCCAUUGUAGGGAGAGAUCCAUCAACAAAUUAUGUAAUCCACGCCCCCACCCACCCCCACAGAACAUCACCCAGCGCAUGUGCAGUGCGUUCUGGAAACCACAAAUGUGCUUGCAUUGCAGAUUACAAAAUGUCACAAGGGACAAUUCACACACAGCAGUCGUCAUUAUUUUCUAUGUAUCUCCUUUUCUGCAUUUUAAAGCAACAAUCUAUAUAGCGAUAUACAUAUACACUGUAAUAUAUUAAAAAAAAGCACAUUGUGUUUUGGUAAAUCCUCUUGGUUGCCAAAGGUAUGCCCGAGAUCUAAAGCAGAAAGUCAGUUAUCCAUGAGGCAAUUUUUUUUUUUGGUGAUUUUGGUACAUUGUACUGUUGUUUUCAUCACUUUGUCCUGACUCUGAAAUUGGAUGGUCUGUAGAAUAAAUGGUAAACUAGAUUAUGAGCUCACCUGGGACCCAUCAAAGUGAAAGCCCAGAGGGUGUUAGUAACUUCCCAUAUUUUAUCCGCAUUCCCAUAUUUUGUCCCCAUUCAUAUUUUUUGUGGAUCUGCCCUUCACCACUAUAUCUGCCUUUCCCACUGUCACCAUCCCCUCUCCAACCCCCCCCCCC